Molecule: messenger RNA, 1627 nt
Organism: Cannabis sativa
Lineage: Eukaryota; Viridiplantae; Streptophyta; Magnoliopsida; Rosales; Cannabaceae
Exons: 5
Coding region: 194-1399 (401 amino acids)
Source: RefSeq, a predicted model, not a curated record
CAAGAACCCGCGCAUAGCGUGAAAUUUGAAUUCAGACAGCGCCCCCCUGAGACAUCUGCAAAAGUUGCCACGUGUCCUCAACCACAUCCCCUUCAACCUUUUUCUUCUCAAAAACAAAAACCUCUUCAUCUCACUUCUCCCUUCUUCUCUUCCAAAACCUCUUUGCUAAGAAGAAAAGCUUCGGAGAGUACCAAUGGCGUUUGUAAUGAAGCCUUCUUCGCGCUACAGUUCGUACGAUUCACGCUCUUCGACUUCGUCUCACUUCUCAGAUCCCUCUUCGUCGACGGAGUUCAUCAAGCGCAAGUCCCCUCUACCCGCAAAGAACUCAUCAUCCUCACGCGCUCUUGUCAAAUCCAAGCCCUCUGAUAUAUCCAAGUUAAAAUCCAAGCCAUCUGAUCCAAACUUUACUACCAUGGUCAAGAAAUUCAUGGAGAAGCGUUCUAAUUCUUCUUCAUCGAAAACGAAGGUGGAUAAUCGAGUGGGUCUGGUCAUUCCUUCGGAUAUAAUUGCUGAAGAUUUGAAGAAGACGGCGAGGAAGGGAUCGAAUUUCGGAACUCUGCACAAGAAAUUGUUUGGGAAAGGAACGUCGUCGUCGGAGAAGGAGAAGAAGGAGGUGAAGGCGUUGACUGAAGUGAAAGGGAACACGAGGACGCUGGCUAUGGUUUUGAGGAGUGAGAGGGAGCUCUUAAGCUUGACUAAGGAGCAGGAAAUGGAGAUCUCCGAGCUAAAGUUGGUGCUUGAAAAGAAAAAUACAGAAGUGGAGAAAUUGAAGGACUUGUGUUUAAAACAAAGGGAAGAAAUCAAAUCAUUGAAAAAUGCAAUACUAUUCCCAGAUGCCAUUAAUUCACAACUUCAAGACAUUUUAGAGAAACAGGACUCAGAGCUGAAGCAAGCAAAACACUUAAUCCCUACACUGCAGAGGCAAGUGACUUCUCUUACAGGCCAGCUCCAAUGCAUAGCUGAUGAUCUUGCCGAGGUGAAGGCUGAUAAAUAUUCUGGGAGAACUGGUUUUCAGAAUCACAAUAGUUCCCCGAGAACACCAACAUUUAAUCAUGAUGAUGCUUCCAAUUCUUUGGAGUUUAGCUCUGAAGAUCAAGCCAGCCCCUGUAGUCCGGAUGACAUGUUACUCAAAGAUUUAAAUCCUUGUUUGACACCGUACUACGCUAAAACAAGAUCCAAGGAAUUUGAGGGAAUGGGAUAUGAUUCUCCUCAACCGCAAAAUGAAAGCUUAUCUGAAAACAAAAUGAAAUUUGGAUUCAAUUCCUUUAGCAAGAAGUUUUCCAGAAGUUCUGAUUAUUGCCAAAGUUCCAAAACAGAAAACACAAUAAAUCGAGCUGCUCGUAGAUCGGAUGAAACUAAACUCACCUAUGGAAAACAAAAGCACCAUAAACUUUUUUGAAUUGUGUAAUUUUUGCUGUUGAUCUCACCUGUUGGGUUUUUACAUUAGAUUUCUCAAGUUUUGCCUGUAAUUCAGUCAGCAUGUGGUAUCAUGCACUAUUAUAAGAUGAACAAUAGAAAAUUCCAAGUCUAUACCAUAAUUGAAAGGGCUUGUAUGUUCUUAAAAGCACUUGCUGGUUGUACAUGCUGAGCUAUGAAUAAGUCCAAUAUUUUUCUUUUCAGUGAAAAA